ACAAUACAUCAUUUCUCCUCUUUAUCCAGUUCAAUAUUUGAAAUUGCACUUCUAAAAAUCAAAUUUCGUGACUUGUAACUCACUCCGAUCCUCCGCCGUCUAAAUCGCCGGCAAUUUUGCCGGCCGGCGCCCCCGCUCGUACACACAACAACAUACAAAAAACGUGUGAUGUCAAUGGGCGGCGACACAACUUGGGUGGGGAAGAAGCCUCUGAGGAGAGUGGGGGGAAUGUCCGACGCCUUGUCCAUCGCCGCCGAUCUCGGUUUCACCGUCGCGCCGCCGCCUUCUCAGGAGGAAAUUCAGAAUUUAUCUGGUGCAAAAGGAGAUGAUUUGAUAAGGAUAUUGAGAGAAUUGACCGCUGUACAGAGAAAAAUCGCGGAUCUGCAAGUUGAACUUCAAGGCAGAAAGGAAGACAAGAAUGUGGCUCAUUUGACGCAUGUGAGUGAAAUGGAGAAGAAAAUUGAGACUUUAGCUCGAAUCACGUCUAUUUUGAAAGAUGUUAUUCAAAACAAGGACCGGAUUAUAGCCCGCCUUCAGCAGCCUUACUCAUUGGAUUGCAUACCCGUGGAAGCUGAGUUUCAGAAACAAUUUUCAGAAUUGCUAAUGAAGGCAGCGAGUGAUUAUGGGGCUUUAACAGCUUCCGUUGCUGAUUUUCAGUGGAGCCAAAAUUUUAAAGAACCACCUACAGUAUGGGGGGAGAUGCUCCGUCCAAUUCCUGUUGCUUUGGCAUCUUGCACCCGAUUCUUUGAAGCGAUGACUGCAAUGAGGGAGUCCUUUGCGAAACUGCAGACCCUGAGAGUCGGUCAUUCCUCUCAGAGAGUGAUGGGAGAAUCAGACUGUGUGACGCCUCCACCGUGGAGAAAUGAAUCAAGUUUUGAUGACUUGGCCGUUGGAAGCCUGAGAAGGCCGGGCAGCGAACGACAGGAAGGGGAUGACGCAAGCAGAGAGGCCAGCGAUUUGAAUUAUGUCGAUGCAACCUCUAACCGAAGAUUGUGAUGGCCUCCUCCUGCUAAAAACAGCUCGUGAUUAAGAUAUGGUGAUUGUACAAUACUGCUAACAAUCUGUAUGUUUUUACCCUGUUGCUGUGUGAUUUUCUUGUAUAGAGGAUAACUUUAUGUGACAUUGAAUCUCCGUGUUCUUUUUUAUUCAUUUUAAAAGUAUGUAUUACGAUA
Molecule: messenger RNA, 1172 nt
Organism: Salvia hispanica
Lineage: Eukaryota; Viridiplantae; Streptophyta; Magnoliopsida; Lamiales; Lamiaceae
Gene: AUG2
Product: HAUS augmin-like complex subunit
Biological process (GO): spindle assembly; microtubule organizing center organization; microtubule nucleation
Cellular component (GO): mitotic spindle microtubule
Source: RefSeq, a predicted model, not a curated record